GUCGCACAGAUAUGCUUAUUGUAGUCAAGACCGUGCUCUCGAAAAGGUAUUUGGUCCGUAUUCCGUAUGAUUCUUGGACAGCCAAUAAUUACAACUGUAUAAGGGCAAAAUAAGAUGGGUUCUAGCUCGUAUUUUGUGAACACUCUUUUUUCGAAGUAUCAGCCGGGAGACGCCUUUUAUCCAAGCGGUUAUGAGCUACCUGCAUGUGCGUUCAACAAAAGGCAAAAAGUGUACGGUGCCCCUGCCACGGGGGUAACCUCAGCUACGGGGACCGUGACAACACCUCAACAACAAGCAGGUCUGUACGGCGCACCCACCACCUUUCCAAGCAACUAUGACACUACGGGACAGGGCACGUAUGCCCCACUGAAUCAGAACAUUCCUACCUCGGCUCCAUGGGACAGUCGAUUGCAGGGCUAUGGAGCAGCUUGGGGUGGUCCCACCGAUUUGGAUAGUUUCAAGGAUCACAACUCCUUAUGCUCCGUGGCAACGGACGCUGCAUGCCCGUCUGUCGUGGCAGCCCCAGCCAAUUCCGCCUACCCUUGGAUGAACGUUACGGCGGCUCCAACCGGUGUCGAGAUGGGUAGGAAACGAUGCCGACAAACAUACACACGAUACCAAACGCUUGAGUUAGAAAAAGAGUUCCACUUCAACCGAUAUUUGACAAGGAGGCGACGAAUAGAACUCUCGCAUCUCCUAGGGCUGACAGAACGACAGAUCAAAAUCUGGUUUCAGAACAGACGAAUGAAAUACAAAAAAGAAAACAAGAAAGACGGUGUGACGGACAAGGAGUCGGAGAAUGAUGAAACGAUCACAGCCCCGACGGAAACCACCGAAUUGGUAGAAGAAAAACCAACAGAUACAUGCGAAAAUAAAUGAACAAUACAAAACAGAUAGAACUGAAAAGAAAUAAUAAAAACCCGAUGUACAUCUGACUUAGGCCUAGGCCUAGACGGCGUAAUGUAUUGAAGUUAGCCGAGUCUUAUGUUCACUAUAGACUCUAUUGUUGUUAUGUCUUGUUUAACGGUCCGGCGUGAGAUCCGACCAGCAAGUCACGUGUGUGAGGUUGGACAAAUUUAUACCAACACAAAGACUAAACAACAGAUAGAAAUUAUGUAUUUACAAUUUCAUUACUGUUAAUGGGCGCUCUGCAAUUACUCUGUUAUUUUGUUUUAUAUUGUUUUACUAGUAUGUAACUUCGUAUACGUGUGUGCCAAGGGGAUAAUAUUUUCUACUAAAAGCGAUUUUUGUUCUCAAAUACCACAACAUUUACCAUGUUUCAUAAAUAAAUACGAUAAAAACCAUGACAUAUCGGAAUUUUAUUUCAUAAACUAGUAGUACUGUAUUGUGCGUUGCCGAGUUUAGCAAAGACG
Molecule: messenger RNA, 1373 nt
Organism: Anneissia japonica
Lineage: Eukaryota; Metazoa; Echinodermata; Crinoidea; Comatulida; Comatulidae
Product: homeobox protein HB1-like
Exons: 2
Coding region: 115-879 (254 amino acids)
Biological process (GO): regulation of transcription by RNA polymerase II; anterior/posterior pattern specification
Cellular component (GO): nucleus
Molecular function (GO): RNA polymerase II cis-regulatory region sequence-specific DNA binding; DNA-binding transcription factor activity, RNA polymerase II-specific
Source: RefSeq, a predicted model, not a curated record